AGCCCCAGGGAGAAUGCUGCCUAUAUUCCUUAUCCUCCUCUGCUUGGUUAGGCUGGGAUCUUCAGGGGUUCCAUCCUUUAAUCCACAAACAUCGUACCAGUAUGAAUACAUACUGGAUUUACAAGUUGCAAAUGCUGCCCGAUCAUCAAUACCACAAACCUGGCUACAGGUUCAUGCCAAUGUGGAGACGCAUCUUCUAUGGAGGAACCAGGCCCAACCAGAGGAGCAACUAGUACAUGUUCAGAUCAACAAUUUUACUUUAAUAAAUAAGUUAAGAGAGAUUCCUGACAAAAAAGAGGACAACACUGCUCAACACAAAAACGAAGCCGGGAAGAGCAACAGCUUGAUGUUACCCAUCCUGUUCCACUGGCAAUCUGGGAAGGUGAUUAGCUUGUACAGUACAGAGGAAAACAACAAGCAAGUGUUGGAUUUAAAAAGGGGACUUGUCAGUCUGUUCCAGUUUCAGCCUCAACCAGGGAUUUAUUCAGAGGAAGAUGUUUCAGGAAGAUGUCAAGUUACUUAUAAUGUUUCUGAGGAAUUCAUCUACAAGACGAAAGAUCUAAGCAGCUGUAUAAAAUCUCCGUUUGGCCAUAAGGCAGAUCAUAAAGUUUUUCAGGUAUCUCAGAACUCCUUCAGCAGAGCAUAUUUGUUACUUAAUGGCACAACAUUCCAGAAAGCUGUUUCACAGGAAAGAUAUAAUUUGUCUGCCAACUUGGGAUCGCUCCUUGGAACUCAUAUCACUUCUAGACAACAGUUAGAGCUGAUGUCCUCCAAGCCUGGCCCUCCAGAGAUUGUUGGAGAGAGCAUUGAGGUUGUACUGGGAAAGCUGCCUGAAAAAUACCACAAGGUUCCAUUCCAGAGCCAUCCUCCAAGACUGUCAGAAGAUACCUCUUUGCUCAAGAAGUACUUAGAAACAUCCAAAAGAAAAAAAGCCAAACUCACCGCCUCUAAGAUAUCAACAGUCAACCACUUCUAUGCAGUUGUGAAGACAUUUCAGCAUGCCAAGAAGAGGGAUAUUCAACAGAUCUUGCAGUCAGCUUCACCUGAUUUACUCCCAUUUUUCAUUGAUGCUGCAGUUGCAGCCCAGUCACAUGCUACACUAUCAUCGCUCUCAACGUUCCUGGAUUUUACCAAAAAGAAACAAAUCAAGUUACAGGAGAAAUUUCUGUAUUCAGCAGCCUUUGCACCUCACCCAUCUACGGAACUCCUCAAUCUUGUGCUGGAAAAACUCAAAGGGAAAGUAUCAGACCCAGCCAUUAUGGAAACAGGAAUUAUUAUAACAGGAGCAAUUAUUGGCAAACUCUGCAGAGCAGACCUUUGUGAACAUAAGGAUGUUGAACUGGCAAAGGUCAUACUUCUGGAAGGGCUGAAUAAUGCAGAGGACGAGACUGAGAUGAAAACAUACCUUCUAGCUUUGAAGAAUGCUCAGCUACCUGAAACCAUCCCUACUCUACUUCAAUAUGCAGAGGAGCACACAGGAGUGGUGUGCAGCACAGCCUUGUCUGCUCUACAGGCCUUUCCACCACACUUUUUAUCUUUUCAGAGGGUGAAGGACACCAUGAAGAGUAUCUUCCAUCAAGCACACCAACAGUACGAUAAAAAGAGCCGGCUUAUGGCAGCAGAGACUCUUUUGUUAGCCGAUUGCUCUUUGGAGGACCUUAAAAGCAUUUCAGCGGGUUUAGUGCUGUUGGACAUGGAAUCUUCCAAGUUACUGAUAUCCAAGCUGCACAACAGGCUGACCCUCCACCACCCAUUAAACAAGACCCUUAGUAAGGGUGUAUUUUACCGUAAUUAUUGGGAUUUGUCGAAAGCUGGAAGAUCAACUGUGUUUUCUGGAUUAUUGACUGCUACAGAUGAGAUGGCAUCCACAUAUGGUCUGGACCUUCUGUUCACCGAGUCUGGGCUACUGAAAAGAAGUGUAUCUGAAAUCACAUUAUUUGACCGCAACCAUCAUCUCAAGACACUGCAGGUCACAAUUGAAGCCCAAGGAUUGGAAUCUCUAAUGGGCAAUGAUGAAUUAGAUGAAGAAGGCGAGGAUGCGUCGGUUGGAAUGUCAGCGGUCUUGUUUGGUGUUCAGCUCCGACCAGUGGUAUUUUUCCAAGGAUACAUGAAUUUAAUGUCUAAAGUGCUUUCAAGCAGCGGAGAACCUACCAGUGUGGUGAAAGGGAAUGUUCUGCUGGUUGAUUAUCUGCAGUGGUUGCCAAUGCAGUCUGGGCUACAGGUCAUUGUCCAGUAUCAGGUUGGACUUGGUUUAGAUAUCUCGGCCAACAUAGAUGUCAGCAUCUGGGACCAGCAGUCAAAGACAAACCUCAACACCAAAGCUGGUCUUGUGUUAGAGUUGAAGACAGAAAUUGAUGCCGCCAUCUUCCGUGUUGAUAUGAAGGCUCAGGUUGAUGCAGAGAGCACUGUCAACUUUGACACCAUGAUGACAUUUACUAACUCUCCAGUGUCAAUGUGUAUUGAGCUGCAUCAGGAUGAUCUCCCUUACAGAGAGACAUACAUUAUAACAGAAUCCUUUCCAGAGGCGAACACGACCCAUACAGUGCGCAAAGGAAGAAAAUCCACAGUGUGGGGGCGAGAUUUUCCCUUUCACCAUGCUAACUCAGAGAUGUGUAGGCAACUGAAGGCAGAAGAGGAGGUUGUUCCAGAUUUGUGACAGCAUGACAUUGACAGACGUACAUCUCCCACAGCCAUCUACUGUGCCCAGCUAAUUACCAGACAUGACGGCUAGACUUGUUACAUAGCUGCAGGAUGACUUUGUAAUUUCAAGAACUCAAUAAAAAUCAAUUGUGAAG
Molecule: messenger RNA, 2795 nt
Organism: Nanorana parkeri
Lineage: Eukaryota; Metazoa; Chordata; Amphibia; Anura; Dicroglossidae
Product: microsomal triglyceride transfer protein large subunit-like
Exons: 18
Coding region: 14-2656 (880 amino acids)
Biological process (GO): lipid transport; lipoprotein metabolic process
Cellular component (GO): endoplasmic reticulum; basolateral plasma membrane; Golgi apparatus
Molecular function (GO): lipid binding
Source: RefSeq, a predicted model, not a curated record